AUGAGUACACUGACAUUUUGUAGAUAUACAUAUUGUGGACAUUGGGAUACGUCAUCUAAACGUUCCUUUAGCAUUUCCAGAGGAGAAGAGAAAAUUGACACGAAGAAACCGGCUCUGCAUCGGUUACUUGAAAAACUAAAGAGGCCGUUUCUGCGUCGGCUAGUUGAAAAACUCAAGAAACCGCAGCCCAGAAUCGUACCCCAGGUAGAAGAAUACGAUUGGGAGAAAGAAGGAUUGUGCCCAGACUGCUGCGGAAAAUUGAAACCGGCAUUUGGUCAAGUGACGGCUAUGGUGCAGGCCACAGAGGCGGUAGAGUAUGAAAUGCAGGAACGAGAGGAUCAGGAGGCCGGUCAUAACAUAAAUGAGCCGGUCCCGGACACAGAUUCCAUGUCUGACAGUCAAGAGUCCUGGAUAACGCAAGAUGAAAUAAUCGCGAGACGAGUGUGGCGAUGCUCCAGGUGUAUCGCUAGAAAGCGAUAUCCUACGGAGGAAGAGAGAGUGGUGGCCGGACAGUGCUGCUGUAAUUACGGAAAACCCGAAUUCAUCGCAUUGAUAGAACAGGAAGCUACAGAUCAAGAUCGGGGUAUUAGAUCGAAAUGGUUGCAAAACCCCAAUAUGCACCUCCCUCGUAUUUCUCUAGGAUCGCACCUCCGUACUAUGGCCGAGCAACUACAAUCAUCAGAGCCCGCAAGGAUGCGGGCAGCGGAAUCAUUUCAACAGCAACCAGGUGCUCAGAUAUUGAGAUCCUUUACAGAAUGGUCCGACAUAAAGGAACACGAAGCGAAAACGAAACAUCCCCCCCAUCAAAAACUCGAGCGUAACGAAGAGAACUUUACUACUCGUUUUCCACAAAGCAGUCAAAAACAACCCAUGUCUCCAAUUCUCAGGGUUAACAAGGAGGGACAUACCUCUCGACUUCUUGGGCAUGGCCAUCUCAAGGAUGAAGCACAACGGAAGGAACCGCCCGGACGAACAAUGAUAGACCGCACAGAACCACUCUAUGAGGAACUCGGGAUUGAUAGAGCGAGGUGGGAGAAUUUCCCAAGGACGCCCCAUGGUAGCUAUCCAUAUCCUUCGCCCCCGCCUCCAGAUGACCCUCUUCCUAUUAUACCGCUAAGGCUGAGAUGUAAACGUGCCUCUCAAAAGUAG
This is a messenger RNA of Venustampulla echinocandica, 1149 nucleotides long. RefSeq lists its product as uncharacterized. NCBI's taxonomy places the organism in Eukaryota, Fungi, Ascomycota, Leotiomycetes, Helotiales, Pleuroascaceae. The record is from RefSeq and is a predicted model, not a curated record. Bases 1 to 1149 code for a protein of 382 amino acids. The transcript has 2 exons.